AAGUGCAGUACAUAACUGUGUCUCAUAUACGACACUUAUGUUCUAUAUAGGAUCAGUGUUUGUUAUUAAACGGAAAAUAUAAACAAAUAAAAAUGUCUGUGCCGAAGCGAAUGAACGACUCGGUGCAUUGGUUUAUGAACGAUCUUUCAAGUCGUAUCAUUGCGCAAACUGGAAUACCAAAUGAUAGAUUUCACCUUGGCAAACUGAUAUUUCAAAGUCUAAAGGAUGACCCGGAAUUUCUACUACAGAUUGAUGGAUCAACGGGUGAAUCUGAAACCAAUGGGUCGGUGUUAAAAAGAUCAAUUCAAUGUGCUAUUGCUCUGACAAAUCUUGGCUUAAAGCGGGAGGACAUUAUUGUUAUAAUGGCACCCAACCACAUCCAUUUAACAAUACCAUUCUACGCAUCUUUGUAUAUCGGAGUUGGAACUUCUGCAGUUGAUCGGACAUUAGGACCUAGUAUGUAUCCUUUUCUAUUAUCAUUUUUAUUCGAACUAAAGGAAUGUUUUGAAGUUAGCAGACCGAAAGUAAUAUUUUGUCAAAAUGAGAAAGUGACCGACGUCCAACUGGCUCUUGACAAAUUGGACCACAACGCGCACAUCAUAACAUUUGACAAUGGAGAUUAUCUAUUAAAUUAUGAAGAAUUCCUUCGGAAAUAUGGAGACGAUACGUCUGUUGAUCACUUUAGACCAUCAGACUUCGAUCCAGAGAAGACAACAGCUUUGCUUAUUGCCACGAGUGGAACAACGGGUCUACCUAAAUCGGCUACAGUUACACACAAGAACAUAGCUAUAACAAAUCCUUACUUAUGGAUAAAGGAAUCUCAAUUCCCCAGUCCGACGCGCAUGGUCUUGAUCUGUUCGCCUAUGCAAUGGAUGACAGCGAUCAUCAAUUUUGUUUUGUCACCAAUAAUAAGGUACACCAGACUUCAAAGCACUGAGUCCAUUACGCCGGAACACGCCGCAUACAUCAUCGAUAAAUACAAACCCACAUUUACGAUCAUGAGCCCAACACUCAUGACAACCCUGCUUAAAAAUGGCCUAGCAAAAAAUUGUGACAUGUCAUGUUUCGAACUAAUUUAUUUGGCCGGUAGCGCUGUUUCCAGGGAACUUCUUGAGGAUGUUAAGCAAGUCAUGCCGCAUACAGAAGUUCGGAACAUAUUCGGCAUGACCGAACUGUCAAGUAUCGCAUUUAUGCAAGACAAUGGACCGAUAGAGUCAUGCGGGAAGCCUCUUGGCUGUUUCCAAUAUAGGCUAGUAAGUCUAGAGACAAAGAAAGACAUUAUAGAGCCAAAUAUAUCGGGUGAAUUAUGGGUGAAUGGACCAGGUAUUUUUAAGGAAUAUUACAAUAAUCCACAAGCGACGCUGGAAACAUUCGCGGAAGAUCGUUGGUUCAAAACAGGAGAUAUGUUCUACAGAGACGAACAUUAUAAUUACUACUACGUUGAACGAAUAAAGUUGUUGUUAAAAUAUAGAAAUCAUCAGAUUUCACCGUUGGAAUUAGAGACCGUAAUACGGCAGCAUCCAGCCGUACAAGACGUGGCAGUGGCAGGAAUACCUGAUGCCGAAUGCGGAGAUUUGCCAGUCGCAUGCGUUGUUAUCCGCACAGGACACACAGUUACCGCUCAGGAAAUAAAAGAUUUGGUUAAAGAUAACUUAACCGAUACUAAACAAUUACGAGGCGGUGUGAUAUUCCUCAACGAAAUACCAAUGACGGCAAAUACGAAAAUUCACAGAAGAAAACUAAAGGAAUUGGUCCUUACUAUGGACAAAGAAUAAUAUAUAAUAGUAAUGUAUAAUAGUUUCCAUUGCCGAAACAGAUGUAUGAAAAGAUAUUCCUAUAUUUAAAAUAGAAAUAACGAUAUCGUUUUAGUACAUUAAUGCAGCAGGAACAGUUAAUACUAAAAGUAAUAAGCGUUAACCGCAUUCGAACGAAUGAUAUCCGACUCGAAGGAUCACAAACUAAAUUUAUUUUUGUUCACCGUACUAUUGCAUUUAUUUAGAUAUUUCUUUAUGAAUAAUAACGCUAAAUAUAUCUUAUUACUAGUAUUUCUUAGUUUGGCAUCGUUUAUUUUUAUGCACAUGAACAGUAGGUAAUAAAAAUUGUGAGCAAUUGA
Papilio xuthus (Asian swallowtail) is the source of this 2113-nucleotide messenger RNA. RefSeq names its product luciferin 4-monooxygenase-like. Gene Ontology annotation, molecular function: CoA-ligase activity. The record is from RefSeq and is a predicted model, not a curated record. The coding region runs from base 93 to 1775 and encodes 560 amino acids. The transcript is spliced from 12 exons. NCBI's taxonomy places the organism in Eukaryota, Metazoa, Arthropoda, Insecta, Lepidoptera, Papilionidae.